CAUGUAUAACACAGGCACUUUGUAUGAGAUAAGAGUCUCUAAAAAUGAAAGCAGAAGCUCCUGCAGCAAUUCCUUUAUAGGAGAGAUCACACCAGCUCGUACCUCUGUGAGAGUCUGAGGUUUAGGUAGCAAGAGUGGGUCCUCCUCCCUUCAGUACAGGAUACUGUCUACUGCCAGCAGCAGUUGCUUCUUGACCAUAAUGGCAAAAUGGACACCAUGCUUUUUUCUGCUUCUGCCGUUGACUGUGUGUUUUGACAGCGAAGUGACUCUUGUGAAAACCAUCAGGAGAGAACCAGAUGUUACUCCGAUAUGCACCAAUAAAACUUUGAGUCCCAUCACACUUCUAGUGUGUAAGAUCAGAACAGAGAUGAGCGGGGGAGAAGAGUGUCGUCUGCUGUAUCAAUAUGGACAGGACUUUGAGAACCAAUGUGACUCCAGAUUCACACUUAUGAUGGAGAAUCAGACUGUAUUUCUCCACCUGACCAAUUUAACACCAGUGGAUAGUGGGAACCACACCUGUGAGUGUACAUAUCCUGGUGAAACAUACAUUCUCCAGCUUAAUAUCACUGUGGAAGAGGAUGGAGAUGCCGACAGUUCAACACAAAUACAGAUUCUAAGCGUCUUGAUUGGUGUAACUAUAGUCAUCACUAUAACUGCAGUUAUCUUCAGGUGUAUCUACAGAGGUAUGCGACAUGGAAGACAACCACAACCACUGAGCAGUCAUCCAAACACGGAUGAAGAUGACCCAGAUGACCCUUACACAAGCCUCCAGCAACCAGCGAGUGAUCUCUACCAAACUAUCUCAAACUCAGCAGGCGAGAUGGUGACGGUUCGCUUGGAUAACCAGGAAAUAGACUGAUCCAUGUUGCAAAAUCUAUGAAAACAUUUAAACCAAAGAAUCCAGAUAAUGGAACCUGUAAUAAAUGGAUGUUCGCGAAUUACUGAGCAACAGACUACUGAGCGCAGUUGGCUUUCAGUUCUUUGAAAUAUCCAAAUUGCUACUUUAUUUUAUUGCCUUUAAUACACAAUUACAAGCAAUUAACAUCACAAAAGAAAGAAAAAAAAUUGGGCUUCAUUUGUCAUAUAGAAACAACACUGUCACUGUAAACCUGAUGUAAAUUUACCGCUAAAAUCUUACAGUAUCUUCCUGUUUUAUUGU
Sander lucioperca (pikeperch) is the source of this 1159-nucleotide messenger RNA. RefSeq lists its product as uncharacterized. The transcript has 5 exons. Bases 200 to 859 code for a protein of 219 amino acids. The record is from RefSeq and is a predicted model, not a curated record. Lineage: Eukaryota; Metazoa; Chordata; Actinopteri; Perciformes; Percidae.